GCAACGAGCAUCGUCUGCGGCUAGACGUACAAUUUGUCACACAAAUCCAUGCCUCAACUUAUUAUUUUCCUACAAACUCCCAUGAGUGACGUUGCGCGUGUUUGAUCGGCAUAAAUUUGCAAAAUUUUACAAGUGCCUUGUGAAUAAAUAUAGUGUAUAGAAGUUAGUAUUUUUAAUUUAAACAUCUCUGACGGACACAAGCAGCUUCUUCAUUUCCAUUCGAGAAGUGUUUUCGAUGUGUAUAUGAGCCAGUGCGAAAGAAGGCAAAUAGUAUCACUUUAUCUUUCAAAAAAGAGCAAAUACAUUUUUUCUUCACGUCUCCGGUUCUUGAGACAACAUUAAAAAAAAGCAGAGAAAGAUACAACACCGAGGAAAACGUGGGAUACUGAAAAUUUAACAGUUUCGAGCUCUCUGCUGGUGUGAUAGUAUAAAAAUGAAGGUGGUGGUGGUGUUGUACCUAAUUCUGCACUGUGCUCUGCCACUGAUUUCCGGCAAAACAUCUUCCGGUGGAGAAAGCCUGGAAGUGACCAAGGACGAAAGAAAGUUUCUCAGCAAAUCGAAUUCACUCCGUGACUCGAUUCCCAACGCCGAUGUCAAGGGGAGUGAUAGAGGGGAUGAUUUACUAGAGAAUUGGAAAUUGGACCCGUCCCAAGCUCCGCCGCCCAAGUUAUUUACCGCCUAUAAGGAGACAUAUAUUACGAAGGCGGCGGCGAAGAGAUUCCUGCAGAAAAUACGCUCACUGAAGAAGCCCUACACGGAAAAGGAGUAUGAUGACCUACUUCAGGAAAUUAUGCUCGAGCCAAAGCCCACGUCCAAAUACUCAAUCUAUGACAAGAAGUAUUUUGACUAUUUGCCAUCGGAUCAGCAAGAUAUGAAAUUAGACCAGGGAAAAUCUGACCAGGACACCACCAAGGAGUCCCACCAUCAGCACCGACAUCAUGAGCGUCGUCAUCAGAGACGGGAAAGGGCCAAGAGGCACACAGAGAAGGGGGAGGAGAAGAAGCUGGAGAAGAGACACUCAGAUGUCGAAUGGACUCGACACUUCCUGGAGCAUGAGAGGAUGUAUCAUGAGCAAUUGAGGCGGGACUACGAGGAGCAGACGAACCAAAGAUAUCAACAGCCAUUCCAGGCACUUUACACUAAUCAAAUCUACACACUGCCUGUGAGUGCGGAUCCCAACAAUCCGUGGAACAAUCCUUUCUACAGACCGCGACUCAACAAUUACUAUCUCCCGCCUGACCCCAGUCAAUUCAUCGUCCGUCCUCAGCAGACGUUCAUCAGUUAUCCCAUCCCAGGAGUCGUCUACAACCCGCCCCAUCCCCCGCAGAAUCCCCCCGUCACUCAGGUCACCAAACCGCCAACAACUUCUCCGCCAGACACCGUAGACUCACGCCCAGGCAUAUCAACUGGGAGUCGGUUUGGCGAGGAUGGACCAGUGUGGGAUGUUCAGGACAAGCCAUCCAGGCUAAUUCCAGAGACACCGACCCAGUCCUUUACGCCGACGCCCACCCGGCGCCCCGCACCGCCCGUGAUUCGUGAUAAUGAAGAUUACUAUGAUGAUCUCACGGCAUUGAAUAGAAUUCCCCAAGGUGGCGGGAGUCAGAGCAGUGUGAAUCAGGGUGCUGCUAAUCAAGGUAGUGUGAAUCAAGGUGUGCGCACCACAACCAGGCGCCCACCGCCGCCCCUCAUUCACAACAGCCCGGACUACGAUGACUUGCCAAGCAACACCGGAAGUGCUCAGCGUCCUCCAUCCAGUCAGCCCAAUUUCAAUCAAGUUGGGAGUGGAAGUGACAGACCCCAGCAGAGACCCAGUCAGCCAGAGAGACGUCCGACGGCGCCCCCGAGCCCCGACGGCCCAUCCAGGUGCGUCUGGGCCAUCGUGAAUUGCUGCUCACCCCGCAACCCGGCCGUGAGGUAUGCCUGCUUCGAGAGGGUGGGCUGCCAGGGCGCCUUCUGGGACCUCAAUCCGUGCAGUGAUGUGAUUGUACAGGCGGCCGUGGAUGAAACGAAUCGGUACUUCAAUUGAGAGCAAAAAAAACGCAUUGUGAUGACAUUUCGAGCGAACAAAUUGCACCUCACAAAACUAUCCGCAUUUAUGAAUCGCCCUAUGCACCUUAUUUAUCCGCACAAGAGAGAAUUUAUUAAUUUAAUAGCAACGGAACUCUGAGCAGAUCAGGAAUUUGCUAAUGCUACUGCUAUAUAUUUUAGCAUUAUAGUUAGAUAUUUUCCCUCCCUGGAAACACUGUAAUGUAAGACGAUUUUGUAAAUAGAGCAAUAAAUAUUUUAUAGAAGAA
Phlebotomus argentipes is the source of this 2294-nucleotide messenger RNA. RefSeq lists its product as uncharacterized. NCBI's taxonomy places the organism in Eukaryota, Metazoa, Arthropoda, Insecta, Diptera, Psychodidae. Bases 434 to 2026 code for a protein of 530 amino acids. The record is from RefSeq and is a predicted model, not a curated record. The transcript has 6 exons.